AAACUCAUUUUCGCGUUAUUGUCAUAUCUGUAACUCGUAGUGUUAUAAGUUCAUUGCCGUUCGAUGCUGGAGUUUUCAAUACAAAUGAUCGUUAUAUUUCGUUAUUGUUUCGGUCGUUUUUCGCCAAUUAGCUGAGAAUGAAGCCUUUGACCUCGCAAGUCUUCGGUAAAUGACGUGUAAGUAUGAAAAUAGCGUUAGGUAACAGUGUAUAAAUUUUUGUUAUUUUGUAAUUUGAUUUCGAAUUAACUUAUACUUUCUUAAAAAAAUUAAUAGAAAAGAUAAGUAAAGUUGAGUUUUCUCAGUAAAUAAUAAUGUUCAUAUUUUCCAAGUAAAUUUCAUGUUAAUUUAAUUUAAAAAUUUUUAUAUCAAUAACGUAAUGCUAAGUAUGAUCAGAAACUAACUAUACACAUGUAGACCAAUAAUGAAGAGUAUAUAAAAGUAAAAAGAAAACAAAUAAAUAAUUAAGAAAAAUAAAUAAACAAAUGGAUAAAUAAAAUAAUGGAUAAUAAUAUAUCCUUGUUUCAACUGUUUCCAGCCUAUUUGCUUAAAGACGAAUCCAUCUCGAGAGCAAACUUCGUCCGCCUCGAUAAUCUAUUCGAAGCUCCAUGUUCUCGGUGCUAAAUCGCAGCUUAUUCCUCAUGAGUGUUAUCAGUCGCCAGUUUCACUUCAAAUAUUGUGAAGUGGCCUAAUUCAAACCAAACCACAUCGGAAAAUUCUCUUAACAUCGUCUUCUUAUAUUAUCAAGGUAGCCAGAUGUUUAUAUAAUCAUCCAGGUUCGUUCUAUUGCGACUAUGCUGUAAAGUUGCAGUAGCUAUCGGAUUUCACGAAAAACGGUAAUCAUCGUUGAUAGCAUGAUUGUCUGAGGAAGGCCGUCUCUGCAUUUAGAUACAGAGUCCAGGACCGCAAUGUGGAGUUACGUGUUUAGGUUACCUCCUUAUUCCGGGUCAGCUCAUCAGGUGAAGGUGAAUUGAGGCCUGCUGGUACCUUCCCUCUACCCAAACAAAGAGGGAAAAUGAAAAGUCUGGUUCUGGGCGGGGCUGUGGCCGAGAGAUUCAUCGGGUCUGUGGUGGAGGAACACAAGAGCCAGAGCCCCAGGGGUCCCCAUCCCCCCCAUGUGGUCAUUACCGACAAUACUACCUCAUACUCUCCACCCGGUAGAAAUGAAGGUGUCGGUCUCAACAGCUAUAUUAUCAUUGUGGCCGUAUUGGGUACCGUCAUCCCGCUCAUAUGUCUUAUACUCACCAUAGCUCUGGCCAGGAAAAUAUGGAUGAAGAUGCGAGGGGAGGACUUCGAAGGGAAAGUGGAACGUGAGGAUACGGCCCAGACUUCCCUGAAGAGUCGCGAUGGAGGCUCGAGGAAGUCCUCUAGGGCCUCCAGAGUCACGAAGGAUCCCAACAGCAGAGACAACCUCAUUCCGCAGCUGCAUCUCACACACUGCGACCCGCAGAAUCUACAGCGACUUGCUAUUUUGGACGACAGCAUGAUAACAUCCCCCUCCGAAGGCCCCGUCACCGAAGAAAUUGGAGGUUCCGUGGAGGAGAUCGUCGUCGGUGAACCUGACGGCGAUCAGUCGCCAAGUGAGCUGACAUCUAAGGUAUCUGUCUCGAUGAAAAACCACAGCCUCGUGGUUGAGGUGGAAGGCGCCCCAGAUCUCCCAGACACGCCCACUAUCACGGAGAAUGGAAAAACGCACCACUUCACUGAGGCUGAGAUUGAACCAGUGGUGCCAAAAAUCACAGGGGACCUCCUCAAAACAACGCAUCUCCCAGUUUCUAAUGAGCUUGGAGUAAAUUCUCUACUUCAAAAAGGAGUCAUAACAGUUUACCUCAAACGCAGCAAGAGCGAGCGGGUGAGACCUCGAAACACUUCCCAGGACGAGGGCGUCGGAGACAUGGAUUCCUUCGAGCAGGACGUUUCUCCGCGGCCUCACCAGCGCCGUCUGUCGAUGGGCCAUCACCCUCAGUCACGACACACCACACCCCAGCGUCUUACAGUUGAGCCUGAGAAUGGUAACUUUGGUAUCUCAACCUCCGACCUUAGCUUGGACUCCAAUAGCUCCUGUAACCCCAGCUACAAAUAUGGUAACCAGGUCUCCUACGCAGGCGGCUACUACGGCUACCCGGUGAGCCAGGGCUACCCAGCGUCAGAUCGGCAGAGCAGGAGGAUGCAUUUGGUGGUUCCACGGGGCAGCAGUGGCGGCGAAGAAAGCCUGGGAGUCCAGAGAGAAAAGGUGGAUAGGAAGACUUCCCUUCCUAAUGCAUUAGACUCCCAAGGUGGCAGUGGCGAAUUCAAGACCAGGUCAAGCGUCUCUAGAUCUCAAAGUUGUCGGACUGAGUACCAUGGGGACCAUAAUAGAAGGUAUCGUUCACCAGAUAUACGGAGGGGCGAAUCACUCACACCAGACUACUGCAGUCCUAGUUUAUCACCAGCAUGCUUGUCCCCCUCGAGAUCGAUGUCCUCGUCCCGGGGCGCCCUCAGCAAGCAGUAUUCCCUCCCGGCCAGCGCCCGCAACGCCCGCUACACGCCGCGCCACCGCCAUUCCUUCCGCCACGACCGCCCCCACCAAUACCAGCACCACGACCACCAAGCUUACGACCACCCGCACGUCCGCUCCCACUCGGCCUCGCUGCACGCACCGCACGAACACCGCCAGCACGUCUCUCGCGAGCUCCACUCCCCCCGACUCGAGUCGCCCCACAUGCCGAGGGAGUUGCACUCGCCACGGCUAGAGAGCCCGCACAUGUCUCGGGAGCUGCACUCCCCGCGGGUGGAGAAGGUGGUGACCCCAGUGAUUGUGGACGAGCCCUCCGAUGUCGUCACGUAGGGCAGGAGGGAGUUAGAGAGGGAGGGCAGUUUGAAAACGAUACAGGAAGUUAGUGAAGAAGAUAAUAUCAGUACGUUGGGAUGAUCCAGAUUUUAAAUUUAGGAAUAAUUCAAUAGGUAUUGCAUAUGAUCAUAUUACGUAUAUGUAUAUAUAUAUAAAUAUAUACGGUAGUACAUUCAUUUAUUGGUAUUUAUGUAUGUGUGUGUGUGUAGCAAUGCGCAUUCCUACACAUGUGCCGUAUAUAAAGUUUAAAGCAGUGAUCUCAAAUUCUGUGGAAAAUUCCACAUGUUUUUAUUGUAAGGGAAAUCGUUGAAUCUUGUUUAUACCCUUAAAACUAACAUCUUGCAAGAUAUAAUGAUCUUCAUGCUAAUUUAUAUCAUAUAAGUAAAUAUGUGUACGUUAUAUAUACUUACCAUAUAUAUAUACAUAUAUAUAUGCAUAUAUAUGUGUAUAUAAUGUAAGUGAAUUUACAUGACCCUAAUCAAAGCAAAUUAGCACAUGAGUAUCAAAUCAAGAAGGUGAACUCCAUUGGGCCUUGUGAUUUCCUUCGAAAUUCUUUCCACAAACAAAAUCUGACGAUGGAAAAACGCUCAUCACAUUUCCACGCCAUUCCUCGGUCGUCCAGACAAUUUACUUCUCUGUAUUGAUCAAAUGAAUACUCGUAGCAUACUUCUUCUGGCGGAAAACCAAGUCUGUCGAUGACCCAAUAACAUUUCAACAUUUAUUUAUAAUGGAAAAAAUAAAGACAUUCAGAGGGCAACAACUGCUAGAGGUACAGCUAGUUUAAUGGUAUAUGAUCUUCUAACAAGUAGUGAUGAACCUGGAGGUAAUUUUGUAGUCGUUAUUUUUGGAUACGAAAAGGUUUACUACCAUAAGAAGAGAGAAUUACAUAGUCUAUGUUGUAUUGUUACGAUGGUGAAGUCACUUGUUUUAUAAAUUCAAAUUCUAUUAACAGAGUUCUAUCAGAUACUGUAGAAGUAAAUAUUUGCGAGAGUACAAUUUAGGGGAAAGAUAGAUUUAGAAUGAGAGAGAGAAAAAAAAAAAGAAAAGAUACAGAAAAGAUGACGAACAAUUUCGUAUCAACUGAGAGGAACGUCAUAACCUAAUUUGUCUCCUGACUGACUUCAGUGGACCGAAAUGAAGCCUAAACUUCAUGAUUUGAUCUUGCUAGAAGAAAAUGCAGUAUAUCAACGCAUGAUGAAACACACGAUAGAUAAAUAGCGAUAUUUUGCAUUUAUUAUCGUAGUUCAUAGAAUCAGAAUACUAACAAAUUAACUAUACUUUUGGUCGGUUACGGUAUUCAACGGAAGGAACAAGAGUUAACAGAUUCAGAUUUUCUACGAAAUUUUUUCAUCAUAUAUGUAUGUGUGUAUAUGCGCACGCAGACAUAUGAAUAACAUGUAUUUAUACCCACACAUACAUGAAUAUGCUUAUGUAUAUGGUUGCACAACAUAUACUUAAGCAUAUAUCUAAACAGUGUGUUGUUGUUCAUAGCUUAAUUUCCUUUCAGUAGAGCUGAUCCUGUAGACAUAAAUGCAAUUCAACUGUUAUUUAGUCGCUCAUUUUGUGCCAGAUUGAUUUUGUGUGAAGAUAUAAUUUAACUGGAGUUGAUGUUUGAAAACAUUUGAAUAAUAUUAGACAAAUGAUUACCAAGUAUUGAAGUUCCUUUUUUAAAGUUUUCGUUUCAUAUUUUACUGUACACUGGUUGCAGUUUCUUACAGUUCGGAGAAAGCGGGCAGCUGCAAUAGAAUAAUUUACGCCUAUAAAUAUUCAUAUAAUAUUGAAAAUCCUGUUGUAUUCAUAGAUAAAUUAAAAACGUAGUUGAAAAUUAAAAAAAAAAAAAAAAAAAAA
This is a messenger RNA of Macrobrachium nipponense, 4675 nucleotides long. RefSeq lists its product as uncharacterized. The coding region runs from base 1013 to 2824 and encodes 603 amino acids. The transcript is spliced from 19 exons. Lineage: Eukaryota; Metazoa; Arthropoda; Malacostraca; Decapoda; Palaemonidae. The record is from RefSeq and is a predicted model, not a curated record.